Dermacentor andersoni is the source of this 1125-nucleotide messenger RNA. Lineage: Eukaryota; Metazoa; Arthropoda; Arachnida; Ixodida; Ixodidae. The record is from RefSeq and is a predicted model, not a curated record.
UACAGUACACUAAACUGGCCAAAGUUCUAUCUUUUUUUUUUUCAUAUCCGCAGGACCAAUACAAUUUGCUAGAAGCGUGGAACCGGAAGUGAUAUGGCUCAGAACCGGCUCAAACCCUACGCCCAAAUCAUCGACGGCUCGCCGAGGUGUCCAUUCGCCACCCCGGAAUCCAUCAGGAAUGCUCUGCAGUUUGUAGCCCAGAAAGGCGACCUGCUGCAAGUGUCAUUUCCCAAAAGCGGCACCCACUGGGUCCAGUACAUCACCCAGUUGAUACUCAAUGGCGGGAAACCACUCGACACGUACGAGGAGUUCACUGAACGGGCCCCGUUCAUCGAAUACCACGUGGACGCUGCUAAACACCAGACCAGCGCCCCAGUGCGGACGUUCUGCACUCACCUGCCCUUGCGCUCGGAGAAGCUGAACCCAGAGGCGAAGUAUGUCUACGUGGCCCGGAAUCCUUGGGACGUCUGUGUGUCCCUCUACCAUCACGUAAGGGAGUGUUGGGAAAUGCAGCGUAUAAUAUUUUCCAAAUUUCUUUAUUUUAUGACUUCGCUCAGCUUCUACCAAUUCCAAGAGGGAACCUUCGAUGACUUUCUGGAGGCUUUCUUGACAGGCACUCUCCCUUACGGCUGCUACUUCGAGCACCUGGAGGCCGGUUACUUGCUCAAGGGCAAACCGAACGUUCUCUUUCUCACGUACGAAGAACUGCAGAGAGACAUACGAGACGCGAUACUUCGUUUGGGUAACAUUAUCGGCGAACACUACGGGAACGUGCUAAACGAAUGUGGCAUAGAAGGGGAUACGCAAUUGGACGCUAUUGUCCAGAGGAGCAGCGCUGAAAGCAUGAGAAAGGUCAUGGCGUUCAACCUCGGCGGGCAUCCCGACCCGGAGGUUGACAAGCAGUUGAAGAGCCUUGAUGUCUCGUCAAGAGAGGGCAAUGGGGGAGACACCAAGCGUUAUAAUUUUGUCAGGAACGCCAAGAGGGGAGAGUGGAAGGAGCGCUUCUCCCCCGAGCAGCUACGACGCAUGGAGGACAGCAUCGCGGAAAAGACGAGUUGUUCUAGCAUUAUAACGGACCUUUGGAGCGACAUACGGGAGGAGGCAUUGAGUUUGUGCCGAGUGUGA